This is a messenger RNA of Mercenaria mercenaria, 1366 nucleotides long. RefSeq lists its product as uncharacterized. Gene Ontology annotation, molecular function: protein binding. The transcript is spliced from 5 exons. Lineage: Eukaryota; Metazoa; Mollusca; Bivalvia; Venerida; Veneridae. The record is from RefSeq and is a predicted model, not a curated record. Gene Ontology annotation, biological process: signal transduction. The annotation marks the transcript as partial.
CAAGCUGUUAUAAUAAACAUGGCUGCUAGAUCGUACAAUCCUGAACUAUCGCGAUCAAAAUUCAAGAACUGGAUUAAGGCUGGAUUGGGCAUUCUAUAUACUAAAGAAGGUAUUGAGCCUUUUGUUUAUGAUGAAAUAGAAACGUUUCAGAAGAAAUGUCUGAAAGAAAUUUACGAUAGAUGUAGACUUCCUACUGGUACCAAGUGUUCUAGUUGUCGUACUGAGAAUAUUGUUGUUUGUCCUACUAAUAGAAUUUGUAAUGGGGAUCGUGAGAAAUGCAGAUUCCAUAGAAAUAACGCCACACGAUAUAUCAUAUCUGGUUGCCCAAAAAAGAUAUGUCAUAAUUUUGUCAACAAAAUCAAGUAUGCUCAUCGCUUUCGCGACCCAUCCUUUGAAAAUACUGCCGCUACCAAGUGGUGCAGCAAUCCGUGGGAAGUUGCUAAAUGUUUCAUGCCACCAGACGGUUACAAAAAUGUUACGAAUGCAGCAGAGACAGAUUUCGAUGGUCUCAUUGGUGUUAUCAUCAACUAUAAAGCGUUUCAAUCAAAAUUUCACGAGGACUUAAGCAAGACAGACAAUAUUGUUUGGAAGGCUAGACAUCUGGGCAAUGCUCUUCGUCAUUCAUCAGAUUUAGGGGCGGAAGAUGGAGAUCUACAACAGUACCUUAGCACCUUACAGAGUGUUCUGUCAGAUCCUGGAUAUUUGGCUACUCAUACAGCUUCACAGAAUGCUAGAAAGAAAUUAUCAGAGCUUGAUGAUGAUACAUUGGUCAUUGGUAUAAACGAUAUUCGGAAUGUGCUGAAUGAUGUUGUUACGGCAGUUCAUGAUAAACUAAGGACUGAAAAAGAUGAACACAAGGCGGAAGCUGAAAAGCAAAAAUUAGAACUGAUUAAAAUCACAAACAAGUAUGUUAAUGCUUAUGAAAAACAAGGGAAAAUGUCAAUGCAUGAGCUAGAAAAAGCGUUACUGCUUGCAAUUGAUGAAAAAGAAGCACCCAAAAAGAAAUCGAUUAUAGAGGAUCACUCAACACAACUGACACUCCACUCUGAGGCUAAGGAGGAUUUAGAUACCGUUCCUUCAGAAAUGGACCUAGAUAAGAUUUCACGGGCAAUAGGAUUGAAUUGGGAGUUACUCGGACCUCACCUAGGACUUUCUAAAGUGAGGAUUGAAUGUAUACAAAUGGACAAUGAUACAUCACAAAAACGGAUAUAUCAAAUGUUUUACAACUGGCAGGCGGAACAAGGACCAAAUGGCACUUUACGAAACCUUUUUGAAGUCUUUAGAAAUCAACCGUCCACUAGUAUUGACUGGGAAAUACUUGGACGAUCUUUCCCUGAUGCCCCAGCAUACAAGCCAAGUGAAGAAA